GAGCUGCUGCGUCUCUGGCGGCUCAUUUGGGAUUUCCUCACCAUCCUGCUGGUGGGAAUUGAUGCCAUCAUGCUGCCGGUGCUCUUAGCCUGGCCAGCAGAAGAGGGCAGCGGAUGGGACGACUACUACAAGGCUACCCCGGUCUUCUGGGUUGCUGAUAUUUGCAUGAUGUUCUUCUUGGCGAUCCUCUUGAAUGAGGGCUCGCGAGUUCAUGCGGUUUGCCUCUACGUCUGCACCUGGUUUCCAUUGGACGCUCUCGUGGUAACUCUGGAUCUGGUUCUGCUUGCAGAGCUUGUUCCCGAAGACUUCAAAGCCCUGACUAUGAUGCGGCUGCUCCGCACGGUCAAGUUCAAACAGGCCAUCACGACGGUGGAAGGCCGGCUCGCUGCGCGCGGGAUGCUCCGCGCGGUGAACCUCUCCACCAUCCUGCAGUGUGUGGUCUUCAUCUUCGGUGUCAAUCACGCCCUCGCCUGCAUUGCCAUUUACAUCGGCCGCCAAGAGCAGGAAGCAGGGAGGUCGAAGAACUGGCUGCAAGCGUAUCUCAUCGAAGAGCAGCCCCUUCAAUUCCAGUACAUGAUUGCCUUCAACUGGGUGAUUGCGCAAUACACACCUGCGCCAUAUCCCUUCACGGCCCAGAACGAGCCGGAACAGGCUCUGGUGUUGGGUAUCAUCCUCACUUGCCUGCCCAUGCUGGGCGCACAAAUCGGAAUCAUCAGCGGGACCCUGAACCUCAUGACGGAGAAGGCGAAGGCGCGCGUGCUCACGGCCCUGGACGACGUCUUGGGCUCCCAGGAGUCUCCCCUGGAUGUGAAGGAGCCAAUGGCCUUGGAUUUCCUGCCCAGCACCNNGACGACGCUGGGUCUGCACACUCUGAAGCAUCUUGCCCCCUGUUCCAUGAGCUGCCGUGAGCUGCCUUUUGCCGAGGAUCGCGUCGACUUCGGAGGCAGGUUGGCAGCGGCUUUUCGUCAGAAGGUUGCAGUGCAGGGCGAGCAAAUCUUCGUGUGCAGUCGCCGGGCGGAAGGAAUCUACAUCAGCAUCCACGGCAGCUUUAUCUUGCGGCCUUUCAAGGAGCUGGAAAGUAGCAACAGCAUGUCCCGGAUCCGGACGACUCGCACCACAGUUUCCAACAGCGUGAAGUUGCAGUCGGACAUUUGGUACGCGGAGCUUGCUUUGUACACCAGCAGGAACCAUGCAUCCACCUUGGCCGCGGCAACUUAUGCCAAGCUGCUCACACUGUCGGCCACGGACUUCUUGCAGGCCGUGAAGAACUCGCCCUCGAUUGUGGUAGCCUGUCAUGAGUACGCGCUCGGGCUGAUCAAGAUGCAUCAGAAAAGGGCCCUCUUCACCGAGGAGACUUGGGAGGUUCCACCAGAUUCCUGGUCUGUAGAGGCCGUGGCGGCGACCCAGCUGGCGGAGCUCUUGAUCCCGGGCACGAGCCCGAUCCAUGCCUUCAAGCUCACGGGCGCUUGCGAGCGGAAGAUUUCCCUGGACCGGCUCCUCAACGAAGAUCAGACCCUGCUCGACCAAAUCGAUUGUGUCAAAGACCAGCUCGACGAACUGGACGGCGAGAGGGGCAUGUACGAGCUUCUUCGGAUCAAGGACGAAGCAAAGCGAGCUCUGCUUUCGGUACUCUUCAUGGGCUGGCUUGUGAGGGACAACUACGAGCAGGUGGUGGCAUGUCAGGACGGGCCCAACAAGCUCACGAGGACGACCUGGUCCGCCCUGAGGGAGCUGACGCAUUGUCAGGAGAUGUCUUUCGAAGAGCUGAAUGCAGCCAUGGUCUUGCUGGGCGUGCGUGGCCUCUGCAAAAGCAAGGAGUUUUCGAGGCUGGUGCCUCCCAGCGAGCGACGGCAUACGGAACAGGUGUUGCUGCACACGGUGGACCACCUUUCCGCCUACGUUCCCUCGCUACAAGCGCUGAGUACGGAGUGCUACACCCACCUCGGAAAUGCUGUUCGAGUCAUGAUGGACUUCAACUUUGCUCAGUUUGUGCAGGGCGAGAACAAUCCCAACUCCGUUUGGCUGCUGCAGUGUGCGCUUGGCCGGGAUGGGAUGCAGGCCUUCAAGUUAUGCUUGCUGGCCCAGGCUUGCAUGCUCUGUGGUGUGAGCGGUACGUCCACCGUGAAUGGAUCUCUGUUCCUCAACGAGCUGAAUGGCCGCUGCAUUGUGAAGGCUCUCUCGAGCCUCAGGCAAGUCGAGGACGUGGAGCCCCAUGUGACGUACUGGCGCUACGUCAGCAGCCGUGCAGAGGCCCUGAACCUGAGCGUGCAGACUCCGUCGCACCUGGUCCUCGCCCGCAUUGCUUGCUUGACACGAACGCUGGAGCCUUCAGCCAUGCUGGAAGUGCAAGAAGAUUGGAAACAGCUGAGCGAUCGCGAGCGGGACGUGCUGCACGAUGUCUUUCUCUUGGAUGGGCACGAGCACAAGGCCUUCAUGUUCCUCUACCUGCCGCUCUUCCUGGCCAACGCCCGAUCGAAUCCCGAUCUGGGACUUCAAGGUGGCCUGAAGUUCCUGGUGGAAAUCUACGACAAGCUCAUCAGGCACAAGUGCCUGGCUCUGGCCGGACCGACGGUCAAGGUGGACCUGUCCACUCUCGCAGUUGUUGCUACCGAUGUCGAAGAUCUUCCAACCCUCCGAAAGUGCCUGGACUUCGCGAAGAUCGUGAAACAUGAGAAGGGAGUCACCGUGCUCCUGACCAGCGCGAGCUACCAAGUGCUCACCGGACAGCUCGUGCAUGACACGAGAAGUACAGAUAUGCUGGAGCUCCUGACACAACAGCAGCUCCGGCUCGAGAGCGCCAUCAUGUCCAAGGCCCUGGGCCGGCCUCUCCGGGCCUCCAUCUCCCUGGACAACCUGGAGUCGGAGGGAGAAAGAGACCCGCACGCCAUCGAGCAGACCCACCUCUAG
Symbiodinium necroappetens is the source of this 2907-nucleotide messenger RNA. NCBI's taxonomy places the organism in Eukaryota, Dinophyceae, Suessiales, Symbiodiniaceae. The record is from the annotation of a GenBank genome assembly.